Colletotrichum karsti is the source of this 1602-nucleotide messenger RNA. RefSeq lists its product as uncharacterized. Gene Ontology annotation, molecular function: serine-type endopeptidase activity. The coding region runs from base 1 to 1602 and encodes 533 amino acids. The transcript has 2 exons. Gene Ontology annotation, biological process: proteolysis. The record is from RefSeq and is a predicted model, not a curated record. Lineage: Eukaryota; Fungi; Ascomycota; Sordariomycetes; Glomerellales; Glomerellaceae.
AUGAGAGGCUUCAUCGGUGCCGUGGCCGGCCUGGCCGCUGUCGCCAGCGCCACCCCAUCCCUCUCCGUCCAGACCGUCCACGACGGCAUGGCUCCCGUUCUCUCUUCCACCAACGCUGAGGCCGUUCCCAACUCAUACAUCAUCAAGUUCAAGAAGCACGUCUCAGACUCCGGCGCUUCGGACCACCAGAGCUGGGUUCAGAAGAUUCACUCCUCCGCUCAGGACGAGCGCCUCGAGCUGCGCAAGCGCGGCCAGGAGACUCUGGUCGGUGAUGUCUUCCACGGCUUGAAGCACACCUACAAGAUUGGCAAGGACUUCUUGGGCUACGCCGGUCACUUCGACGAGGAGACGAUCGAGCAGAUCCGCAGGCACCCUGACGUUGAGUUCAUCGAGGUCGACUCGGUUGUCCACACCCAGGUUCCCGUCAAGUCCCAGGUUGAGGACAAGUGCGACGGCGAGCUCGAGAAGCUGGCCCCUUGGGGUCUGGCUCGUGUCUCCCACCGCAAGUCUCUGGGCUUCGGUACCUACGACAAGUACCUUUACGCCUCUGAUGCUGGCGAAGGUGUCGACGCCUACGUGAUUGACACUGGAACCAACGUCGACCACGUCGACUUCGAGGGUCGUGCCAAGUGGGGCAAGACCAUCCCCUCUGGCGACCAGGAUGUCGAUGGCAACGGCCACGGAACUCACUGCUCCGGCACCAUCGCCGGUAAGAAGUACGGUGUCGCCAAGAAGGCCAAUGUCUACGCUGUCAAGGUUCUCCGCUCCAACGGUUCCGGUACCAUGUCCGACGUCGUCAAGGGUGUCGAGUGGGCUGCCACUUCUCACACCGAGCAGGUUCAGGCCGCCAAGGAUGGCAAGCGCAAGGGCUUCAAGGGCUCUGUCGCCAACAUGUCUCUUGGUGGUGGCAAGACCCAGGCUCUCGACGCUGUUGUGAACGCUGCCGUCGACGCCGGUAUCCACUUCGCCGUCGCCGCUGGCAACGACAACGCUGACGCUUGCAACUACUCUCCCGCUGCUGCCGAGAAGGCCGUCACUGUCGGCGCUACCGAGCUCGGCGACCGCCGCUCUUACUUCUCCAACUAUGGCAAGUGCACUGACAUCUUCGCCCCCGGCACCAACAUCAAGUCCACCUGGAUUGGCUCCAAGUACGCCGUCAACACCAUCUCCGGCACUUCCAUGGCCUCUCCCCACAUCUGCGGUCUCCUGGCCUACUACCUCUCUCUCCAGCCUGCUUCUGACUCUGAGUACGCUGUUGCUGCCAUCACCCCCGAGAAGCUCAAGAAGGCUCUGAUCUCCGUCGGAACCGUCGGUGCCCUCAGCGACAUCCCCCGCGACACCCCCAACGUCCUCGCCUGGAACGGUGGUGGCUGCAACAACUACACUGCCAUCGUCGAGGCUGGCAGCUACAAGGUUGAGCAGGCCAAGGAGGUCACCAUUGACGACCUCGAGAAGGCCAUUGAGGAGGACUUCGAGGUUCUCUCUGGCAAGGUUGUCAAGGGUGCCAAGAACGUCGGCAACAAGGCCGAGAAGUUCGCCAAGAAGAUCCACGAGCUCGUGGACGAGGAGCUUAAGGAGUUCCUCAAGGAGACUGCCUUGUGA